AACAAACACACCCGACAUAAUCAUCUGCCCAUACACACUCACACACACCCUUCUACCGCUGUGCCUCCAGCCAGCGUGGCUCGCUGCCCCGAUCGACAUCCUUAGCAGGCGCUAUAAAAGCCGGGCCCCGAUUGCGCCAUGUAUUAUUUGAGCCGCCGCGUGCUAAUCAUGCUGACGUGCAGUGUGCUGAUCACGACGAUCGUCUUCUUUACCGCAUACGGCGUGUACGGUGCUCCCUCGUCUGCGGAGGACCUUUCGCAUGAGGACGGCGAUGCGGAGCUGCUGGACCAUCUGGGGCGUCGGCCCGGCCUGGAGCUGAAGCAGGUGCAUGUGUUUUUCCGCCACGGACAGCGUACCCCGGCCGACACCUAUCCGAAAGAUCCGUACGUGAACUUUACCUUCGAACCGUACGACUGGGGACAGCUGACGAAUAAAGGCAAAUACUCAGUCUACGAACAGAUCGGUCUUUGGCUUCGCGAGCGCUAUGGCCGCUUUGUCGGUGCGACCUACCGUGCCAAGAACGUGCACGUCCAAACGACCGGUGUCUCGCGCACCCAGAUGUCGAUGCAGCUCGUGCUGGCUGGGUUGUUCCCGCCGCAAGGUACGGCACUCCAGUGGAACCGACGGCUCGAUUGGCAACCGAUACCGUACUUCAGUGAGCCGCUGAGUCAGGAUACGCUUCUGCUAGUUCGCGUGUCCUGCCCGAGGUACACCGAAACCGUGCAGGAAUCGUUCCAGAUGCCGGAAAUUAAAGCUCUUAUGAACGCUAACAAACAGCUGUAUGAGAAUCUCACGCGCAUCACGGGCCUCACGAUAGCGACUCCGGACGACGUACAGUCGCUCUUCAGUACGCUAAAAGCGGAGUCCGAGUUUGGUCUGAAGCUACCCGCCUGGACGAAGGAAUACUACCCGCACAAGCUGCUGCCGCUGACGAAGAAAAGCUACGCCCUGAACGUCUACACCGACGAGAUGAAACGGCUCAAGGGUGGUCCGUUCCUGCGGAAAACGCUCAACGAAUGGGAAGCACUCAUCGCCAACCCGACCGGUUCGCACAAAAAGAUUCUCCUGUACGCCGGUCACGAUUCGACGGUGGUUAACAUUCUGUCCGCGCUGAAGGUUUGGGACGAGACGGUGCUGCCCGAUUACGGUGUGAUGGGUGUGCUGGAGCUGUACCGUGAUGUCAGCACCGGACAGUACAGUGUUACCGUGGGCCAGAAGCAGCUCGGACAGCCGCUGCAACGACUCGCGAUCCCUGGCUGCACGGAGGUGUGUCCGAUUGAGAAACUAAAGACGGUGCUGAAGACGACCAUCCCGACCGACUGGAAGAAGGACUGUGUGGCGAAAGAUCCCACCGUCGUUGAACCGCCACCGUCCGGCCCUUAGAGUGUAAGGUUUUAGUAUACCCCAUCCCCUUUCCAACAUAGCCGUAUAAGGUGUGAUUAAACUAGAAAUUUCGUUCAAACAGUGCGCGCUGAGUGAUAAAGUCGUAACGAAUCGUAACAGAA
Messenger RNA from Anopheles arabiensis, 1505 nucleotides. RefSeq names its product venom acid phosphatase Acph-1. The coding region runs from base 139 to 1383 and encodes 414 amino acids. The transcript is spliced from 5 exons. Lineage: Eukaryota; Metazoa; Arthropoda; Insecta; Diptera; Culicidae. Gene Ontology annotation, molecular function: phosphatase activity. The record is from RefSeq and is a predicted model, not a curated record. Gene Ontology annotation, biological process: dephosphorylation.